Ipomoea triloba (trilobed morning glory) is the source of this 447-nucleotide messenger RNA. Its product is annotated as egg cell-secreted protein 1.1. Bases 1 to 447 code for a protein of 148 amino acids. Lineage: Eukaryota; Viridiplantae; Streptophyta; Magnoliopsida; Solanales; Convolvulaceae. The transcript has a single exon. The record is from RefSeq and is a predicted model, not a curated record. Gene Ontology annotation, biological process: double fertilization forming a zygote and endosperm.
AUGGCUGCUAAAACUUCAAACCUCAUUCUCAAAGCUCUCCUACUACUUUCCGUAGCUUCCACGGCCGCCGUGGCUCGACCGCUGAGCGCGAAAUCCACGCUCCUCACCAGGCUAAAGCUAGACGGUGGCGAGGGAGACGAGGUUUCAGAGUGCUGGGACUCGCUGUUUCAGCUGCAAUCCUGCACGGGAGAGGUGAUUCUGUUCUUCAUGAACGGGGAGGCUUAUCUUGGGCCCAGCUGUUGCCGCGCGAUUAGGAUCGUUGGGCGCAAGUGUUGGCCCGCCGUGUUUGGCUCCCUCGGGUUUACGGCCGACGAGAGCGACGUUCUGCGUGGAUAUUGCGACGACGUGGAAGACGACGGGCACGAUGGUGAUGCUCGGCCUCCGUCGCCUCCACGCCCUGUCAAUCUUACCACUACUAGAUUCAGUGUUCAAGAAUCGUCUCCAUAG